CGCAUUCAUUUGCAAUUUUGCUAGGGUUUCCCCGGUGACGUUGUCUCCAUCUCCUUCGAGUUUGCUCCAUGGAGUCCCUCUGCGGCUCCGGUAUCACCUCGGGGUGGAUCGAAGCCUCUGUCGCUCACCUACCCGAGCGCUUGUCCCGCGUCGGAGCCCCGACCUUGCGUCUUGGACUCCAUGGGGACAGAGGAAAGUUCGCUUCUUUGAUGCUCUGGAGCCCUCCGCCGAGCCCUCAGAAGUGGGGGAGAAGGUGGCGGGUCCUCGCACAUGAAGCCUCCGGUGGUUGUGGGGAGAACAAUGGUGUUCCGACGAACGGGUUUAAUGUCCUGAUCAACGAUGGCCGGGCGUUUCCUGAGAAUGACUCAGUUCAAGAUGGAAGCCAUGAGAGUUGCAUCAGCGAGAAAAAGGAGAUGGUACAACCUGUUGCUGUUGGAAGUGGAACAACUGGAUCCAAAGCUGGGCUUUUCAGGACACCAAUUUCUGGUGGUGUUCAAAGUGCAACAACAGUCCAUGGUUUACCUCCACCAGCCUUGGCUGUUCGCAAUCUAAUGGAGCAGAUCAAUGCAGAUGACAUUCAUUCUUUUUUCCUUUGCUCUUCAUGUCAAAAAACCAAGGCCAAAUUUGGACAACUAUGCACUAUAAUGUCAGGGAUGCAUCAUCACCGUGCUGGUUACCCAGUUGGUUCAUUGGUUGAUUUUGCACCUGAUUCAAUGGGGCAUCCUAUUUUUUCAUUCUCUCCAUUAGCAAUCCACACAAGGAAUCUGUUGGCAAAUUCAAAAUGCUCGCUUGUAGUGCAGAUACCUGGAUGGAGCUCUCUAUCAAAUGCACGUGUCACAAUAUUUGGUGAUGUUUUCCCACUUGCAGCUGAUGAGCAGGAAUGGGCUCGUCAGCAGUUUGUUGCAAAGCACCAACAAUGGGCAUCCCAACAAUGGGGCAACUUCUAUUAUUACAGGAUGCAGAAUAUUAGUGACAUAUACUUCAUUGGAGGAUUUGGCACUGUUGCAUGGGUAGAUGUCAAGGAAUAUGAGGGCUUGAAACCCGAUAAGAUUGCUGCUGACAGUGGAGAACAAAAUUUGAAGGAACUUAAUGCAAUCUUUUCAAAACCAAUCAAGGAUAUCUUAUCAACAGAAACUGAGAUAGAUGAUGCUGCUUUUAUAUCUGUAGACAGCAAAGGUACUGAUGUGCGGGUUAGGCAAGGUGCACAGUUUAACAUUCAAAGGAUAUCAUUUGAAGUCGAACAUGAAGUGCAGACACUGGAUGAAGCAAAAGCAGCUCUUCAAAAGAUAAUAGACAGGUCUUGCAGUUCAAUGUCACAAAAAGGGAACUGAACUAUAUCUUCGUCAUUUACGACAAUAACAUCAACUUGUCAUGAAUAUCGAAAUGAUCCAGGGACAGGCCAUGCAAUUAAAGGAUUCUCUGGAAUGACUUGAAUAAAAGAAAAAACAAAUUUGUUCUUCUUUCUGCCCUUGUUUCUUGACCUUAAAGGGGCCAUGAAGAUCUCCCUUUUCCUAGUCUUGAAAGUAUGUGUUCAUAAUUGUGGGCAUGUAAUGAGGCUGACUCUGCAAAAGUUGAACCAAAUACUUGCUUUCAUGAAUUUGAAUCUCGUGGGUAGUGACCCGAUACACAAAAAGAGCAGCUCAUGUAUCAAAAGUAUAAAUAAAAUUUAAGCACCAUACCAAAGCAUGAUGGUAUGAAUUUGAUCGUUGUUA
Musa acuminata subsp. malaccensis (wild Malaysian banana) is the source of this 1712-nucleotide messenger RNA. RefSeq lists its product as uncharacterized. The record is from RefSeq and is a predicted model, not a curated record. NCBI's taxonomy places the organism in Eukaryota, Viridiplantae, Streptophyta, Magnoliopsida, Zingiberales, Musaceae.